UGACACGCCGGCUCAACGCCUUUUGAUUGGUCAGUAGACGUCACGUGGUGUUGUUUUCACUGAAUAUGAUUAUACGAGGAGGGGGGGAGUAGGCGAGGAAGAAACGUGCCAGAUCGAGAGACGAAUCACAAAUCAUCCUCACCGGCCGAACUCGACAAUAUGACUUCUUUCAGCAAUAACUCACCGACGAACAAUUUCAACAACGGCGUGGAUACGGCACAAAAUUUUUGUGCCGCAAUGAAAUACGAGAACUUUGAUGCUUAUGCUUCCUAUACACCUCAGUACCAGAGGUACCAGCAAUACACAGUACCAAGAUUUGAAAUGCCAUGCAAUUUAACACCCCCACAACCGGACAAAACACCCCCGUAUGACUUGUCGAGCUAUUGUGCAACACCAAGAUACGGAAACUUAUCAAAUUUAACAGUUUCUCAUAAUCCUUAUGACAUUGGAGAAUGCAAUCAAACGUUUUACGGACAACAGAAUCCAGGUACUAUACAGUACAGAUCGACAUUAAUGAAUACGGUUGUUGAAACGGGUGAUUGUAAAAUGAUUUCACCAUCCUAUACCCCACCGAACUCAGUCCAAUUUGAUGUUCCAUCUUCUGUAGUUACACCAGUGUCAGAAAACAACAGACCUGGGGUAAGUACAUCCCCAGAAGUUGAACAAAAGCAACAAACUAAUACUACAAAAAACGUUUUUCCAUGGAUGAAAACCCACUCAGAUACAAAUCCAGGACCAAAAAGAAGUCGCCAAACCUACACCAGAUAUCAAACUUUAGAAUUGGAAAAAGAAUUCCAUCUUACUCGAUACCUCACAAGAAAACGUCGUGUUGAAAUAGCUCAUACACUUGGUCUUACAGAAAGGCAAAUUAAGAUAUGGUUUCAGAAUCGCAGAAUGAAAGCUAAGAAGGAAAAUAAAUUUCCAAAUCCAGUUCCUUCCACAAGUCCAUUGAGCAAUCCAAAUUGCGAUCCUGAUCUUCCUGAAAUUUUACAAAAUAAACAAACUCUUAUGCAUAUUUCUGGUUUUACACUUAGUCACGAGAGCAGCAAAGAUGGGAUGUUUUUUCUUCCACAACAACGAGAAACUAUACUAACCUAAGUUUGUUAAGCAAUAUUCGUGAUAAUCUUUAUACAUUAUAUUCGAGAGCAGUAUUUUUAUAUGCACUUUCUUUUGAGUUGCACUAUGAAUUAGUGUAAUUGGUAAUUAUCUGCAAUGAAUUGUCAGAAGGUAAUUAUCACCAAUGAUUUGUUAAAUGGUAAUUAUCUGUAAUGAAUUGUCAGAUUGCAACUAUCAUGAAUUGUCUUAUGAUAAUUAUCAGGAAUGGGUUGUGAGACAGUAAAUAUCAUCGAAACGGGUACUGAAUUUUUAAAGAAGAGCAAACAAUCAAAUAGUAAUCCUUAUAUGCACAAAAAUGUGAUUUUAAAGACAAGUUUAUAAAAUGAUUACUUCAUUUUUUUUUAAACAGUAAAUUUAAAGUUUAUUUUUUUAUGGUUUUAACAUAUAUGGUUUUUAACAAAUAUUUUAUUCUUUUUCACUAAAAGUAUUAAAAAGUUUCAUUUUGUAGUUCUAUACCAAACUACAUGAAAGAGAGAAAUGGUGAAAAAUACAGAUUCUUUCAAAAAAUAUUGAUGGACAGUGUUUAAAUACUAAAGUUAAAAUGAAAUUAAUGAGUGUAUUCACUAUUAUACUAUGAGUUUUAGUCACUGGCAUUUUUAUUUAAAAUGUAUACAUUUAUGUAUACAAGUGCUAAUUUGUAUACAUUUAUCAUCAUACACAGCUGAAAACUUACAUGCAUAAACAUCGUUGCACUGAUUUUUCAUUUUAAUCAGCUUGCUUUUGAUUAUUAUUAUUUUUCUUACAAUUAUAUUUUUCUUUACAAAAUAUUUAAGGGAUUAUGGAUUAAAAAUGAGGAAGAUCACGGCAAUAUCAUCACGCAUUUAAUGGUUAAAAACUAUGAUGAGUCAAACAAGUACUAUAUGUACUUCUUAUCAUUAUAAUAAGUAAAAUAAAUAUUAUUGGAAUGACUUAUAAUUUUAUCUUAUUGUGCUUUUUACGAUUUGUUUUAUAAUUAUAAAAAUACUUAUCUGUAUAUGCAUUAUUUUAUUCUCUAAGGAAGUUAAAUAUUACUAAAGUGGCGAAUAAUGGAAAAUUAAACAGAAAAAAAAACUGUAUGCUAUAUAUAAUUGAUAAGGUCCACCAUAUCCAAUAUCAUUGGUUUAUUUUAAAAGGACAAAAUAUUUGCAUUUUUGAACUUUAUCAAUGCCUUAUUGAUUGCAGCUUCAAAAAAAAAAAUCUUUUAAAAAUCUAUUUUUAAGCCAGGUGGUUCGAUUAUAAAGAUUAAAAAAUGAUUAAUCUCGUUUAGGUGUCAAAUUUUAUUUUUGAAGUUCCUAACCCUUUUACUAGCUGACAUUCCAGUACUAGGGUACUACUGACUGCUGUCAUUAAACGUAACGUCCGUAAAACUUUUUCUCCACCCCUUUUGGUCCAAAACCUUCAAUUUACCCUUUGGAACCUGGUGCUGAAGUGUAACUACGUAAAGGGACUACCAUAUUUCCAUCAAAAAAGGGUUUGAAGAACACCCAUAUCGGUAUCCCAUCUCAGUUGGCGUCUCACGAAAAGUGACGUACAAAAACCAUUAGUCUUUUCCAGAUUUCACCCUUUUAUAGGGAGACUAUUCUUCUUCUGUUGUUUCAUGGUUUGACACACAAUCUUUACCUUUUUUGCCUGAGUUCUCACCUGCUUUUUGAAAAGGACAACCAUUUAGGCUUUAUAGAAGUGGUUUUUGUGCGAAUCUUUACUAGUCCACACAAAAGUUUUGUGACUUCCCUGUUUUUCAACAGAAAAACCCUUUCUAGAUCUGUCCUCCUUUUGUUCAGUAACCAAAUUUUCCUUUGGCAAAGGGUGGUUAUUCAUACAAACAAAACUGCCGAAAGGAGUUGUUGAUUUGGAAAAUGAGUCCUUUUGCUUGUGGCAAAUCUGCGGUAGCCUAUUGUUAUCCUAUUCGGAUCGAAAUAACCAAACAGCUGUUAAUAUUAAAAAAAUAAUUAUGAUGUUUAAUAGGUGCUUUUUUUAAUCAUUAUUUAAAGACGUUUUCAAAAUCUAUCAAAUGAAAUCUAUUGAGAAAAUUCAAUUAAAAUUAUUUAUUGUUACUUAUUUAAAAAUAACUCGAGUACAGAAUGGUUUAGUAACACAAAUUUCAAAUAAGCUGAAAACAAUUAUAGUUUAAAAUGUAUAUUUUUUUUACUCAAAUUUCAACGAAAUUUCUCCAUUAAUGAAAAUACAAUUAUAUUUUAAGUUGUAUAAUUUCUCAUUUAUUUUGUAACAUUAAAAGUAUACUACAUAAGAGUUUCUACUUAUAUUUUGUAAACCUUUUAUUCUAAAAUAAAAAUUCAAAAUAAAUUUAAUAAUUGAAGUUUUCAAAUUAAUUUAAGUAAGGUACGGUGUUUAUGCAUGAGGUCAUUUCCAAUCCAAUGUGAUCUUCACACUGAGGCAAUUUAUAAUCAAAACAAAACACGUAUUAAAAUUACUUCUGGCUCGAUUUGCUAUGUAUAAAUUCAGAAGAAUAAUUCACUGGCAGCCAUUUUAUCUUCGUCAAGAGCUUGAAACUGAUUUAUGAUAACUUUUUUCACGCAUUUCGUUUAUCUCGUGAAAAGAGUUUGAAAUUGUAAUAACGUCGCACCAAAAGCGGGGGAGGGGUUAGAAAAAAAAAAUCCGAACUCGACAAGAAAGAAACAUCUUGACUUAAGAGCUUUGAUAAUAGUUUUAUUAUCCUGCGAAAGCAUCUCUAAUCAUACGAGCGAUUAAACAUUGUGAACUGGAUCUCAUACAUUAUUCAAGAGGAAGUCUACGUAGGGGAUUGCAGAUUUUUUCUCUACACCCCAUGCUUUUCAUCUUCGCUGCAUUUUUUCACAAAUUUCACUUUAAACCAAGGAGUUAUUUUAGAUAUGCAUUUUUAUGAUCCAUUUCAAAAUUGCGCAUAUAGUUCAUGUAGAUAAUUUUUUUUUUCCAUGAUGAAUCAAACGUUUUAAAAGCUGGAAUUCACUUUUCCUGGAGCUUAUUUUCUUAAUAUGGUUGUAUAAUAAAAACUAACUUUACUUUUUGCCUGCUUAGAUUUAGUAAAUGUUGAAAUUUUUCGUAACAUGAUAAAAAAAAAAGUGUUUGUUAUUUGAAGUUGUAAUAUUGAUCCAAAUACGUUAUGGUUAGCAUAUUGUAUUUUCAAAAAUUCCUUGAGUUGAGCUAAAUGAUUUAAUUUAAGUACCAAAGCUAAAUAACAUUUAUUUAAAGACGUAAUUAAGUGUUUUUUAAUUAUUUUUUUAAAUUCUAUAUCUUGUGAUGAAGAAUAAUGUUUAUCCACUUUUAUAUAUAUAAUUUAUUUUAUAGUUUUUCCAAGUUUGAAAACUCUUAUAGAUUCUUUAAAUACUAGAGUAUUUGGGACUCAAUUAAUUUAAUAAGUUAACGUUUUUAAACUUAUAACGCAUUUUUAAAUAUCAAUUUCUUUUAAAAAGUUAUGUUGCAUUUGUAAUUUUUUUUUAAUUGUAUAAUUUUUGUAUAAAGUAGAGUCUUAUAAAAAAGAAAAAUAUUUAAUAUUGAAUUAUAAUUAACUCAAUUUAAUUGCUUAAACAAAUUUGAUAAAAUUACGAAGUUCAAAAUGCAAUUUAUUGCGAAGUUAUUUUAUAAUGUCUUCUUUCCAUAACUUCCUUGUUGUUCAAUAUAAUAUUUAUUGCGGUAGAAUAUUACAUCAAGAAAAACUUCACUUAUAAGUUAAGAAAAAUGCUUUAAUUUGUAAUGUGAAAUAAUUCUUCAAUUGAAGAAGUCCUUUAUAAUUUGAAAAGUGAAGUUGUUUUCAAAUGUAUGCGUAUGAUUUUAUUCAUAUUUCCUGGGUGUUCCUAUAGUGAAAUAUCUUUAUAGGAUAGUUCCUAUUGUGUAGUACGUAAAAAUGAGGCACUUAACAGAAAGUAUUUUAUUUAUCAUAAGAGGUACUACGUAUAUUUAAUUUGAAAUGUAUCAAGAAUUAAUAAGUUGUUACUCAAGAAUUUCUUCAUUGAUUCAUUCUUGAUAAUUUCCGUAUAUGUAAUGAUAAUCAAAAUUGUAAAGCGGGUAUUUGUAAACGGGUAUGACUUAUAAAAAAAUACUAAAUGUUGUGAAUUGUAUUGCUAUUAACAAUGAAUGGAUAUAUCCACAUUAUCUCGUAGUAUUUUGUGCGUGUGAUUCUUAGUGUUUUGCCUUUUAUAUGUAAUUGAUGAAAUUUAUUGCAUUUUAAAAAAUUCUAAGUUUAGUUCAAACCAUAUUUUCACAACAAUGAUGUUCCUAUUGCUAUAUUUAUUGUUUAUUUUUUAAUAAUCGAUUGUUAAAUAUUGAAGUUGAUCUCUUAGAAAUAAUAGACCUUACUGCGGAGAAUGAUAUUUUUUAAUCAGCUAAACACAUAAAGCAAAAUUUGAAUUGGAUAUAAAAGAGCUCUUAGAUUGGUAGAUGGAUAAUAUUUUAUUAUAUACUAGAUUUUAAAUUUUCACGAAGAAUGUAUGAUGUAGCUGUUAGAAAGGUAUGAUAAUAUCGUAAUUUAGAUGAUGAAGGAGGUAAAUUAUGCAUGAAUUAAUCUCAAUAAUCAUGUGAAUGUAUACUGAGUUAAGCUUAAACAUAACAGUUAAAAAUAAUGAAUUAUUUUACUCCAAACCAGCUAAAAAUAAAUUAGAUUAUUAUUUAUCUUUUUUUCUUUUCUUUUUUUAAAAAUAUAAUUUCAUGCAAAGCUUUAUUUUCAAAACUUCUAUUGAACUCAGACGCUUUCAACUCAGUUCUAAGAAGAAUAUUUUCCCAAUUUUAAUUUUUUUAAAUUAAUUUUUUUAAAUUAAUUUCUUCUAUAUAUAUAGCUUUUAAUAAAUAUAAAAUAUAUAAAUAAUUAUUCGUUAAUUUUUAAUGAAUUAUAUACUUUCUUAUCUAUUUAAUUCAAAAAGAUGCUUCUAAACCACAAAAUGAAAAGUACAGUUACCAAUUCGUAAUUCAUUCAUAUUAGAACUAAUUCAAUCAAAAAUACAUAUUAAUUUACUUGAAACCACAAAGGUUUUCAAAAAGAAAAGAAAAAUGUAUUUUCCUAGAUAAAAAUUCCUGAUUAAAGGACUAAUAUUUAUUUCGAGCAAAUCUCUUGAAAUUUCGUUGAUAUUUGAAAUCAAAUAUGUUAUUGAGUAGCUUCAAAGUUAAACUUUGAACAGAUAUAAUUCUCAUUCGCAUUGAAGCUAUCAACUUAAAUGUCGUCUCAUUUAUAUUUAUUGUGAGACAAAGAUAAUCAGCUUUUUUGUACGUACCAUUUGUUUGUACGUACCAUAUGCUUGUACGUCCCAUAUACGUACCAUAAGUAAGUUGUGUCCAAAAUUCGUGAUUUCUAAUUAGUUUUUCCAAAGAAAGAGUGAAACUUCUUUGUUAAGAAAAAAAAGAAAAUGAAAUUUAUAUUUAGAUUUGCUUUUCUCUUGAGAAGAAUCUUUUCUUUUUCUUUUCUUUAAUUGCGGGAAUAGCUGAGAGAAGAGACUUUCAGCACUCUCAACUACAAAUUUGCAUACUUUUUAUUAUUAUUUCAAUCGUUCUUUUUAAUUGUCUCACAAUGAGAAUUUUAUUUGUACCCUAAUCGAAAUUAUUGUAUAUAUGUAUAAUUUUAUUGCUUGUAUAUAUUUUACUUAGUUAGUCAAGAAAUUUUAUUUUAUUUAUACUGAAAGUCUUUCUUGGAUUUUAUAUUUAUGUUUAACUAACAAAAUGACGGCAAUAUGCAUUUUGGAGCAAUCGAUCAAAUGUUUGUAAUCAUAUGUAAUUGUGAUUUUUAUCUUCAUUCUAAGCCAAAUACGUGUAACUAAAUAUAGAUUAAAACAAAAAUUUGAAUUUUAGUAGUAGAAAAAUGUCAAUUAAUCAUGUAAUAAAUAGAUGUGUAUUGAACCAAAUAAAAUGUGCCUCACUGUU
Molecule: messenger RNA, 6939 nt
Organism: Parasteatoda tepidariorum (common house spider)
Lineage: Eukaryota; Metazoa; Arthropoda; Arachnida; Araneae; Theridiidae
Biological process (GO): anterior/posterior pattern specification; negative regulation of transcription by RNA polymerase II
Cellular component (GO): nucleus
Molecular function (GO): DNA-binding transcription factor activity, RNA polymerase II-specific; RNA polymerase II cis-regulatory region sequence-specific DNA binding
Source: RefSeq, a predicted model, not a curated record